AUGCGCACUCCUCAUAACUUUCUAUUACACCUCAAUGAAUCUAUCCUCCCCGAGCUCACAGAAGCCACGGCCCGGCGAUGGAUGGUACAUGCCGGGUACAAGUUCGGCUCGUGGAGGAAGGAUGUUUAUGUCGAUGGCCAUGAGCGACAAGAUGUUGUGGAAUACCGAAAGGUUUUCUGCUCGACAUGGCUGAGUCUUAGCGAGCGGAUGGCGUCAUUUUCGGGGGAGGCCAUGGACAUAUUGGAGUCUCCCAAUGACGUCUCACAGAAGCAGGUUGUAUGGGUGACUCACGACGAAUCCAUCUUCUACGCCAACGACGACGGGGAAAUGAAGUCGAUCCUGGAGGAGACGAUUGUGGCUGCUGGUCAUGUGUGCUUGUUCUUCCCCAAGUACCACUGCGAACUCAACCCCAUCGAGUCGUAUUGGGGUGCGGCAAAGCGCCACGCACGAUCCAACGAGGAUAAAAUAUUGCCACAUAAGAAUUGCUGA
Messenger RNA from Aphanomyces astaci, 489 nucleotides. RefSeq lists its product as hypothetical. Gene Ontology annotation, molecular function: nucleic acid binding. NCBI's taxonomy places the organism in Eukaryota, Oomycota, Saprolegniomycetes, Saprolegniales, Verrucalvaceae. The record is from RefSeq and is a predicted model, not a curated record. Bases 1 to 489 code for a protein of 162 amino acids. The transcript is spliced from 3 exons.